AUGAGAACCCAAACCGUUGUUGGAGCACUAUGUACAGUUGUUUUCUUCCAUUUGGUAUCCAGGAUAACACAUGCUAACGCUAUCGGUAAGUGCAAGUCGCAAGAAUCAGCCUUCAAAAAAGCCCUUCAAGGACACACAUAUGACACAUUCAAAGUCAAUAGCCUGCAUGUUUGCGUCAAGAGAUGUGAUAAAGAAGAAAAGUGUCAGAGCAUUAACUUUGUUAUCGACGAAAGUAUCUGUGAACUGAAUAAGCAAAGCAAGGAGGCAAGACCAGACAAUUAUGUUACAGACCCAAGACGGAUUUACAUGACAGUAAAAUUUGGCAAAGAUACCUGGCCAUCCGGAACAUACGGACUUCCUCGUUCCAAGACUGGCUGUCCUCAACCCCCUCAUGGCUCUGAGUGGGAGACAGGCUGGAGGGUACAAGAUACGGAAGACUCUUCCAACAAAAAUCGCUUCUCGGAUAGUUUUCAUUUAGAUGCAGUUGUUUUGGACAGUCAUGUGAACAGAAGUUUCUGCAUAAAACACGUACACAAAGUCGGUACUGGAGCGGAACCAUGGCCUCUGGGUAAUGAUUUUUCAAGCUCAGUAAUUAUUGAUAGAAUUCACUGGAGUCACGAUGACGAAGACAUAAGUAACAACAACAGUAAUGGUGGAACACUUCCUGAUGGUAUAUAUGACAAUGCUACAAGGAUAUCGUUUUGUUGUCAGACGGAUGGUAACAAGUCCGAUCCCAUCACCCUCCCCGUGGAAAAACCUUUUUACUUGCUAGCUUACGGUUCGUCUGAGUGUCAGAAAGUAGAGGGGGCCCUGGGUACUGAGGAGUAUAUACAAUACGACAACGAGGACUCAAAAAACUCAGAUAAAUGGGAAGGGAGUCAUCCUUUUAUGAAGUAUUCAUACUUGACCAAGAUGAGAAUAACUUACUGUUAUUACCGUGCAGCAUGAUUAUUUUGCAAUAUUUAAAAUCUUUGCGGAUUUCGCAGAUUGUCUUUGCAAGUUAGUGUGAGACAACUGCGCACCUACCCCUCCCCUAACCCAAUAACAGUCGACUAAUAACAAGUUAGGGUUAAUAUUGGGCCAGGGAAGGGGUGGUGCGCAUUUUCUCAGAUACUGACGUUGAUCCAAAUUCAUUACCUUGAGCCCAAUAAGAAUACGUAAGGGAGGGGACAAAAGUUUUGAUGAUAUUUAUUAAGCAAUUUUUUCUAAGAUUCAAGGCGUUUAAGUGAAAUUUCUCUUAUGAAUUGAGUGAGCUGUAAAUCGACGAAAUUUAAUGUUGAAGGACUACAAUCACUUUCUUGUUUUUUAAGGCAUUUGACAAAAAAGCACAUUUUAGCUCGCAUGUGAAUUUUAGCCAUAGGAACAUUCCGUAGGAACAAACAUGACCUUCAAUAGCUUUUUGCACUUCGUCAACAAUACUACAUGACUAUACAGCAUGUUCCGGCAGUUGAAUGGUGUUAAAAGAAUCCAAACUGCUUGUAUUCUAAUAAAUUACGUGUCUCUAAUCUAAGAAGUCAGCCAACCGCUUGAACAUAAGUUUUUUCCAUUGUGGUCACUGCACAAAUGCAAAGAAUUGAAGAGCUCAUCUUUAAUAAAAGGCCUGUUACCAGUUGUUUGGAUUAUAUGUAUCACUUUACUCGACGAAAGUCUAAAGCGCUUGAAGGGAAAUAAUUCUACUUGAGGAAAACUAACUAUUGCGUCGCACUCGUGUUAUAAAAUACUGCGUUCGCGAUGAAAAGUUAAAUCUGAGCGACCACAACCGACUGAAUGACCAUCACAUUUUGAAUUAUCACCAAAAGUUUAUCUCCCUGUGUUGGUUUUGGAUCAUAAACCGAAUUGUUUAGAGGGGAUAUUAUUAUGUAAUUGAGUAUUUUGCGUUUUUUAAUUCGCUAGAUGCGAAAUUUUUCGCUUUUUCACUUGAAACGGCUGUUAUUUCAAAGCUAGAAGCCCAAAUUUACGCAAUGCUAUUCGAGGUAAAUUUCUUUCAUUGUUUGUGGUAACUCCACAUGUUAUGAGUAAUUAUUGUAAACAUAAGCUUCUAGAAAUCUCUAGACUGCUGAGUCAUGCUGACUUGCAUACCAAAGAACUUUUCAGAACGUUUCAUGAAGUCACGCAUUUGUUAUGUAAUACUUCUAAAAUAUCGUAAAAAAGGCUGUGGUUAUUCAUCGUGGUGUUGUCGGAGCGACGACUGUUUUGAAAGCUAUACCGAGAGAGAGUUACAGCGGAAGAUUGCUUAUUUCAAGGGCCUUUGGAGACAGCAGUGAGAUUGUGUUAGUGGUGAGCUGGGAUAUAGACUGUGGUGGGCUUAGUUAAGUUUGUUAACGCUAAGUAUUGUACUG
Messenger RNA from Pocillopora verrucosa, 2339 nucleotides. NCBI's taxonomy places the organism in Eukaryota, Metazoa, Cnidaria, Anthozoa, Scleractinia, Pocilloporidae. The record is from RefSeq and is a predicted model, not a curated record.